AUGGUUGUAACUUGCGACAUACAAUUUGAAAAUAAUCCACAGGGAUGUUUUUUUGCCGGUCAGGUUUUGUCGGGAAAAAUCAUUUUAUCAGCCGAUAAAAUAAAACAAGUUAAGGCUGUUGUCUUGAAAAUAAAAGGAUUUGCUCACACUUCUUGGUCGGAAAAAGAUUCCAAAGAUAAACACACCUAUUAUAGAGGACACAUUGAUUAUAUAAAUUCAAUAACACAACUCUUAAGUCAAAGUUCUUCAGAUACACCUGUUAUUAUUGAACCCGGUGUCCAUAGUUUUAGUUUUGCUUGUCAUAUUCCCACAACAUGCCCAUCAUCAUUUGAGGGUAACAAAGGCCACAUACGUUAUCUAAUCCAAGUUGAUCUGGUGAGACCAUGGAAAUUUGAUCAGUCCUAUACACGAGGUUUUACUGUACUCAAAGUCAUGGAUUUAAAUUACGAUACACCGCUUCUGAAGAUGCCUGUAAACAAUCAAAUGUCGAAAGUUUUCUGUUGUGGUCCCAUGAAAACAGAUCCGCUACAAAUAGAAAUUCAUCUUCCACAGUCCGGUUAUGUACCUGGUCAACUUAUACCCAUUAGCAUUGUGUCGACAAAUGAUACCAAAGUUCCAAUCAACGAAAUUUGUGUACGUCUUGUGAUGAUGGUGUGUCUGUACAGUCAGACUCCAACUAAAAAAGCGGUCAAUGAAUAUAUUACAGUGUCGAAGCUAAAAGGCGAUUCUGUACCGAUAUUGUGUAAAAAACAAUUUAAUUAUUUACUGCCCGUACCGGCAACACCGCCAACAUGUUUCAAUCUCUGUCAAAUAAUACAGGUGGCCUAUCGCAUUGAGGUGGAGGCGAAAAUGAAGGGAAUUUUCUAUCCCACCCAAGUAAUACAUAUCCCGGUGACCAUUGGCAAUGUUCCGCUAAUAAAUGUCAUACAACAACAACCAAUGGCUGCAACAAAUGGACGGACAUUUACAGAUGGUGAGAAUGCUGAUGUAGUUGAUGGACCCAGUAGACAACCAUGGGCUGUUAAUGAUAAUAUUCCAUGUCCUAGUUUUGAAGAAGCUGUACAUAUGCCCCAAGGCAAGUUGAGUGAGAUUGGUACAAGUGACUAUGGUGAUAAGACAUUCACUCCAAAAUAUCCCGUAUUUAAUAUUCCCAGUCCAUCGAUUACGGAUGGCCAAGAUAAUGCUUUUAUGCCACCCACAGUAACAGAUCCAAAUAAAUCAACAUGGUUAUGA
This is a messenger RNA of Musca vetustissima, 1233 nucleotides long. RefSeq names its product arrestin domain-containing protein 17-like. Gene Ontology annotation, biological process: protein transport. The record is from RefSeq and is a predicted model, not a curated record. The transcript is spliced from 5 exons. NCBI's taxonomy places the organism in Eukaryota, Metazoa, Arthropoda, Insecta, Diptera, Muscidae. Gene Ontology annotation, cellular component: cytoplasm. The coding region runs from base 1 to 1233 and encodes 410 amino acids.